Syzygium oleosum is the source of this 1110-nucleotide messenger RNA. RefSeq names its product F-box protein At3g07870-like. The transcript has a single exon. The record is from RefSeq and is a predicted model, not a curated record. Gene Ontology annotation, molecular function: protein binding. Bases 1 to 1110 code for a protein of 369 amino acids. NCBI's taxonomy places the organism in Eukaryota, Viridiplantae, Streptophyta, Magnoliopsida, Myrtales, Myrtaceae.
AUGGCUCCACUCUUGACGAGCAUUGAUGAACUUCCGACAGCCAUCCUCUCCGACAUCCUCUCCCGAGUCUCGGGCGAGUCGCUGCUGCCAUACCGGUGCGUCUGCAAGCACUGGCGAGAAGCCAUUGAUGAUUCCUACUUCAGCAACCCUAUCCACUGCUCGAAAGAACGAGCGGUUCUAUUCCAUGAGUAUGAUGAAGAGGAGAUCCAUCUCCUGAAGAUACACGGGGAAGCGGCGGCGCAGAUGAUCAAGAUAGGUAAAUUCCCGGUACCGAGAGGCUAUGCAAUCCAAGGCUCCUGCAAUGGCUUGCUCUUUUUCAGGCACAGGACCGAUGUCAAGAACAAUGGCGAGCUCCUGAUUAAUCCCAUUACAAAAGAUUUCCUGAGAUUGCCAAGAGCACCCGAUCUUCCGCCAGACGUGUCUGUUUAUGGGUUGGGGUUCGAUCGCUCUACCAACAUGUACAAGAUGGUACAGAUCAAUGCAAACGGCUUUGAUUACAGGACUCGCACCUGCACGUUGGGGGCUCGAGUCUACGAUUUCCACAAGCGAUCGUGGAGGACCUGCAAAGCCCCGCCGCUUCCUCACAGCGCUGGUCCUUCACGUAACUUCGUCUUUGCUUCGGGAGCUUUGAACUGGUUUCUGAAGAGCUACUCGUUGUCGGACGGCCCCUUGGCGAGGGCGAUGCUCUCUUUCGACCUUAUCAAGGAGGAAUUCAGCUUGAUCCCGAUCCCGGAUGUUUUCUUCGAAUGCGGCGACUUCAAUCUGGGGACGCGAAUGCACGAGCUGGGGGGAUCGCUGGCGCUUGUCCAUCGUCUUGGGAACAGGGACAUCGACCUGUGGGUGCUCCAGGACUCCACGAGAAGAGAGUGGACCAGGAAAUACAGCAUGGGGCUCCCGUGGGCGGUCAAGGGCAACUAUUUCACCGUGGUAGGCGCGUACAAACGCGACGAGCUGAUCCUCCGCUGCGACGGAGACAUGUACUUGUACGAUGUGAACGAGGAUAGAUUCACGAAGUGUUGGACCGGCGCACGUGGUUGUUAUGCGCAUUUCAGAUGUGAGCCCCUAAGCCUUGUUCCUCUCGAGCGACUUGGUGACGCCGCCAGACUCUAA